Actinia tenebrosa (Australian red waratah sea anemone) is the source of this 1864-nucleotide messenger RNA. RefSeq names its product mitochondrial substrate carrier family protein S. Gene Ontology annotation, molecular function: L-ornithine transmembrane transporter activity. Gene Ontology annotation, cellular component: mitochondrion. Gene Ontology annotation, biological process: mitochondrial L-ornithine transmembrane transport. The record is from RefSeq and is a predicted model, not a curated record. NCBI's taxonomy places the organism in Eukaryota, Metazoa, Cnidaria, Anthozoa, Actiniaria, Actiniidae.
AACCUCGUGUGGUAGAAUUAUUAAGUGAAUCUUUAGCUGUUUCAUUUUUUAUAGUUUUUUUAUUGGUUUCGAUAGAGUGUUGAUCAUAGAACCAUGACACACAACGAGAAGAGAAUCGGUUGGCUUCAAGAGGGAAUGAUCGGGCUUGGAGUUGGCGUCCUCUAUGGCACAACCAGUGUAGCAGUUGGACAUCCAUUUGAUACAAUCAAAACAAAGAUGCAAGCUCAAGCUGGGUUCGAAAAGACAAGCAUGAUCAAAUCAUUUGUUAAAACACUGAGAGAACAAGGAAUCAGAGGUCUAUACAGAGGGUGUGUUCCACCUUUAUGGGGCUCAGGCAUCUACAGAUCUACUCAGUUUGCUGUUUUUGAAGCAGUGUAUACAAUGCUAAACACAAGAAAUGGAAUAAGAGAAAUUCCAUUCACUGGAGGAAUACAAAUACGAGUUCUUGUCUCUGGGGCAUUUGCAUCAACAGCCAGAGCAAUCAUAGAAACUCCAUUAGAAUUAGCUAAGGUGAGAAGACAAACAGGACAAACAUGGCAUUUCAAAAGCCUCUACAGAGGAUUUGGAGUGACAUGGUGUCGUACAAUGGGUCUAAUGUGUACAUAUUUCAUGCUGGUAGACAGUGGUCGGCGACAUUUUCCAGAACAAUUCAAAAAACCAUUACUUGGUCCUUUUCUAACUUCAGGAAUAGCUGCUACUCUCGGAUGGUGGGUUGUUUGGCCGUUGGAAUACAUGAAAUCUCAAGUACAAGGAAAUUAUGGAAAGGAUCUUCCAGUCAUCACUCGCAUGAGGCUGGUGAUAAAAGAAAAAGGUGGUUUCUUCGGCCUUUAUAGAGGAAUCCUUCCAGGAUCCAUCAGAAGUUUUAUGUCGAACGGUUGCAGCAUGAUCGUCAUGAGCUGGGCACAACGAAAAGUCUCAGAGUGGGGUUUGAGAGAGCAAUUACGAUAGUGUCAUUAAUUUUUAAUAGAAUAGCAAAUUUUUACAAUUCUGAGACUGUAAAAUUCAAAAUCUAAGUGCCCAACUUUUUGGUUUCUUCAUUAGCACUUGUAAAUUUUACCCCUUCCAAUACUCUGCAGGACAAACUGAUAUCUCAUAAGAAUGCACAUAAUAAUAUUUUAUUUAUUUAUCCAAACUUUCUAAAUUAUUAUUUCAUAAAUUAAAUAUUAUGAAAAAUAUUUGUGCAGUUGUAAAAUUUCUUGUCAGAAAAAUGCAUGAAUUUUAAAUAGCUCCAAUAACCCCCUUGCAAUGUUGUCCUAGAGGAAUAUUGUUCUGGGGGACAAAAUGAUAGGCUGGCUUUUCUCAUGCAAAUAAAAAUCCAAUGUUUGGUCCCCCUGAAUAGUCCUCUUGGGACUCAGUGCAAGGUGUCUAUAGUAUAGGUAAACAAAUAAAUAGUUUUAAAACGUUUUUCUGUCUCUUAGUCAUGUUAUAAAUAUGAGUUCAAAAGGUACUCAUAAGGAGUUGAAUAUGUAACAAACAUACUGUCAUGUCUCUUAGUCUUGUUAUAAAUAUAUCUCCUCUGAAAGUCAGAAAAUUCAGCAAGAAUUUUUGUGUGAGAGAAGCGGCCAUCUUGAAACCAAACUCAUACUGUUCCAAAACGGUAUCAAAAGUCCUAAUUUGCAUAAUGUGAAUAUUCUAGCGCACGGUUGUAGUGUUAUACGUCGAAUACAUCACAUGACAAUGCAGCCAUAUUGGUGUACCAAACAAUAGAAACUUUCUACACAGUUUUUGCAUAAAAGUAGAGUUCAAUUCCCCGAGGAUAGAAAAUGUAUUGUUUUGGUACCCCAUAAUGGCCGCUGUGACUUCACGUGGAAAAACUCUAAUAAGUUUCUGAUGUGUUCUGAUAAAUAAAUGACUUCCAAGGCAA